Pseudozyma flocculosa PF-1 is the source of this 2661-nucleotide messenger RNA. RefSeq lists its product as uncharacterized. The transcript has a single exon. The record is from RefSeq and is a predicted model, not a curated record. NCBI's taxonomy places the organism in Eukaryota, Fungi, Basidiomycota, Ustilaginomycetes, Ustilaginales, Ustilaginaceae. Bases 1 to 2661 code for a protein of 886 amino acids.
AUGUCCAGCAGCCUCGCCCUUCCGCCCCUCGUCCUCUCGGCACGAGCAGCGGCAGCGAGGCAUUGGCGGAGUCGAGGACCUCGCCCUCGUAUCGCGCAGCAUGGUCAGCCGGCAUCGCCACGCUUGGCUCUUCCCGGCCUCACGAUCAGCAACAGCAGCAGCAGCAGCAGCAGCAGCAGCAGCAUCCACAACACCCGCGGCGGCAUCAACGUGGCUGCUGCCGCCCCUCGCAUAGCGCCGCCUUCGGGCCACGCACCCCACGGACGGGCCUCGAGGUCAGCCGCUGGACCAUCUCGCUGCUUCUGCCAGAGCCACGGUCCGGCCAAGAGCUCCUCCUCCGCGGCACCCGCGCUCCUCGCCGACGCCUACGAUCCUUCCCCUUACGACGCUCGCGAUGCAUACUUCGCGGCCCCCUCGCGGUAUCAGCAACCCAGUCUCGGCGAUGCCGACGAGGACUUACCAACUUCAGCUCCGAUGCAGCUGGCAACGUCCUCGACAUCGCCCCCGCGACGAUCGCCCAAGGCCGACUUCUUCACUUCGGCACUCUCGGAACCCGCUUUCAUCGAUCGCGACCAGGAUGAGGGCAAGGGCAUGGGCAAGGCCAAGGGCAAGGGCAAGGCCAAGGAAGCGGAGCGUCUGCCCAACUGGUCCGACCAGCUCGCGCCCGACAUCGUGAACAGCUACCUCGAUCGAGCUCGGGUUCUGCUGCGAUCCGGAGAGCGAUCGCUGCCCGCCAUCGCCAAGUCUUUCCCUUCGUCUAGCGAGUGCUCACGAUCCCAGCUCAAGGAGCUGCAGUGCCUGGUGCUUCGCGACUGCAUGGAUCGGGAGGUCGACGCUGGCAUCGUCAGGGACCUCUACCGCUCUGCGGCUGGCGACCGGGAGUUCAUCUGCACUUCGGACCAUGGCAUGCAGCCCAGCCUGUCUCUCAACCUGCAGAGGUCGACGGUAUGGCUCUGCUUUCGCUACUUUGUCGUCGCAGGACUCCUCAGAGACGCCGUGUGGAUAACGAGCGACCCCAGGCUCAAGCGCUCGCAGGCCCGUUUCCUGAUCGAACAGCUGCUCUUUGGUCUCGAGGAGCCCGAGGUCCGAGCCCGGGUCGAACUCGAUCCCACCACCGCCGCCAUCGACUCCUUGGUCAACCCACUACCACCUUCCUCAUCGCCUCCGCCCCUGUGCACGCCCGAGCAGCGCGAUACGCGGCUCGCCCUGCAGGAACUGAGCGAGUCGAUGCGCGGCUGGAUCGACGCCGGCGUGCAGUUCAAGAAACCGGCGCUGCAGCGCGCCACGAUGCUGCUGUGCCAGGCCCGCUCCUACAGCCACCUGCUCCGACUCGUCCGCUCCCUGCAGCAGCGUGUGCAGCGAGACAUGGAUGCCUUGCGGCAGGACAUGAGGACCGCCGGCGGCCUCGUCAGGCUCAGGGCCCAAGACGACUCGGAUCCGCCAAUCUUUCUGCCCGAGAGCCGCGUGGUCCGGAUUAUCUCGUCGCUAUGUUCGCAGGAGGGCGACGGUCCUCGAACGGCCUACGAGAUCUUCAGGAUGCUACCGCCGGUGAAACGGUCCCGGCCGAUGUACCACUCGCUGAUGGAGCGCUUCGGCGAGGUCUCGAUCCUGCCGGCGGGGAUCGCAUCUUCCCCUUCCUACCUUGCGCAGGCCUGGGAUGGCGAGGACGUGGAAGAGGUGUCUUCAGGGUCCCCACCGCCGCCAUUGCCAUACUCUCACCAGCAGCCGGCACGAUCCGAGGACCGAGAGCUGUGGGACGACUACUGCCGAGCAACACAGCUGGUCGACGGGGAUGCGACAGCGACAGCAGCAGCGGAGAUGGCGCACAUGAUCUCGAGCCGGAUGCUCUCGCACGCGUUGCACGACAAUCUCGGCCUGAUCCGCGAGGACCUGCUGUACCUGCACCACGCCGCCGGCUCGUCGACGACGUUUCUCGACCUGACCGAGCCGAGCCAGCUGGCGGUGUUGAGCUGCGCCAUCCGACACGGCGACAUGUCGACCGGGUUUCGGCUUGCCCGGCUGCUCCUCUCGCACGUUUCCGCAGUCGACAGCGGCGGCGACGGCAGGACUGGGGCCGAAAUUCGGAGGCAACGGGAGGCGCUGGACCGAAGGCGGACGCGCAUCUUCAACGCGCUGCUCGAAGGCGCCGUCGAUGUGCGGGACGUGUCGCUGCGCCGGUCAUCUGUGGCUGUGCACCGACAUGCCCCGGACCCGCCGCCGUCGAGCGGCGCAGCCGGUGCAUCGGUGGCGGGCCAGAAAUACGCCAAACGACGGCUGAAGCACAAGCGGCUGACGCGGUCGCAGCGCCUGCAGCGCUUCCUCGACCGGUUUCGGAACCUGCUCGACCGGUUCGACCUGCGACCGGACUGGAAGACGGUCGGGCUGGUCGUCCGGCUCCUGACGCGGUGGGACCACGUCGUCGAUGUCGACAAGCUCGAGGAUGUGACGUGCAUCAUCCACGAGCGCCUCCUUUUCUCGGCGCGGAAAUCCGAUCAGCGCACCCUGGGCGGAGCGAAGAAGAAGGCGGACGACCGCAAGGGUGCGGCCAUUGUUCUGCGCACCCUCGUCAAGGCCUUUGAGAGGAGAGGCGACGUCGCGAGCGCCCGCGUCGUGCUGGAUCUGCUGCAGAGGUGCAGUCGCUACCAUGGCGCCUCCAUGUAA